AUGAGCGACAGUGUCGAGAGUAUCAGUGAAGAUGUAGCUGGAGACAUCGCCACAGAGCAUCAACCUUCAGAGAACGUGGACCCUUUUCAUCUCUCAAUCAUCUCAUUCGGUCACGCAAACGGACCUCUCAAGCCGAUCGGAUCCGAGGCUGUCGAGCAGCUCACCUUUUCUGUGCGGGAUGUCGGGAACCCACCCGCCAGGCUGCGGAACACGCAUACAGGUGUUUCGGCACGUCUGCGAAAAGAGAUCUUUGGCAAUCAAGCCGCGAGAAGGAAGCUCGAUACCAUGCUUCAAGCUGUGGAGGCGAAAAUGAUUGAGUUCAGCAAAGCGCAUAUCCAGGCGGAGCACACGAUGGAAGGGCUGCGCUCACUCUUGCCGGUCUCCCCUACGCUUCUCAUUGGAAUCAUGUGCGAGCAAGGCAAGCACCGUAGUGUGGCUUUUGCCGAGGAGCUGGCUCGGAAGAUCACGCCUAAAGACGGCUGGACGGUGUCAGUUGAGCAUCGCGAUCUCGGUGUCUUCCUGCCCAAUGCCGAGAAUGAAGACCUGGAUGAGCGGACCGCGAAUACAAAGGCCCUCCGUAAGAGCAAAAGGCAGCGUGAGCGAGAAAGAAAGCAAGGUAGGUCGUUGGCAGGGGAAGGUUUCGAAGAUGAUACCCUCGGUUGUGAAGAAAUGCAGUAA
Messenger RNA from Cladophialophora carrionii CBS 160.54, 678 nucleotides. RefSeq lists its product as uncharacterized. The transcript has a single exon. Lineage: Eukaryota; Fungi; Ascomycota; Eurotiomycetes; Chaetothyriales; Herpotrichiellaceae. Bases 1 to 678 code for a protein of 225 amino acids. The record is from RefSeq and is a predicted model, not a curated record.